Molecule: messenger RNA, 2352 nt
Organism: Dinoponera quadriceps
Lineage: Eukaryota; Metazoa; Arthropoda; Insecta; Hymenoptera; Formicidae
Exons: 13
Coding region: 1-2352 (783 amino acids)
Biological process (GO): sensory perception of smell; detection of chemical stimulus involved in sensory perception of smell
Cellular component (GO): plasma membrane
Molecular function (GO): odorant binding; olfactory receptor activity
Source: RefSeq, a predicted model, not a curated record
AUGAACCGGCAAAUUAUCGCUCGCGAGAGUAUGAUCAAUAGCACGGUCAAAUACUUGCUGAUCUUGUUCGGCAUCUGGCCAGAUAUAUCGUACGUAGUGUUAUGCAGAGUGUACUGGAGCAUGUCAUUAACGAUUAUCCUAGUUUGGCAAUACCAAUAUCUUCUUGUGCAUUUUUAUACCAAUGAUUUAUUCGACUUGAUGGAUUGGUUUAGCACCUUUAUAGGAUUUAUGAAAUUAUUCUUCAAGAUCGUCGUCUUUUGGUGGAACCAACGAAUAUUCAAUCGAAUUUUGAAAAUCAUGGCGGAAGAUUGGAAGAAUUGCGCGAACAGUGAUAUCGAAAUGAGCAAAGCAGUUAACAACGCAAAGAUAUCGGAUUACAUUGCCAAUGCGAUGAUCAGUCUGCACACGCUCGCUGUGCUCUUUUAUGGCAUCGGAAUAAUGCUAGAUGAUGUUGAUCUUACUGAUCCCACGAUCGAGAUACCUCACAUAUACAAAAUAGAAUUUCCAUUUAACAUAAAGACACAAAGCACGUAUAAAUUCGUGUUAUUCACGGAAAUGAUACAGCUCAUCAUAAGUAGUUGGGUAAUGGGUAUUAUAAACACAAUGCUCUUGAUAUUGACCAUACACAUAGGCGGUCAAAUAGAUAUAUUAUGUUGCUGGUUGACGGAACUAGUGUCUGUAGAGGAUACAAACAAUAAUAGAACUAAAAUGAUGGAAAAAAUCAUUCAAAAACAUCAAAAAAUCAUAUAUUUCACGGAAAAUAUCGAAAAUUUAUAUACAUUUAUUGCGUUGAUGCAAUUUGCAACGAACGUGCUAAUGAUUUGCCUAUUAGGAUUUUUAAUUAUAACUGCACUCGGUAAUCCCGAUGCGACAGGGAAGAUAAUGAGAUCACUUUCGCUUUACAGCGUGACAAAUGUAGAAACGUUUAUAUUCUGCUAUGCCGGGGAAUAUCUAAUUAACAAGAGCAAAGCGAUCGGAUAUGCUGCGUACGAUACCGCCUGGUAUGACAUGGAACCCAAGCAAUGUCGCAUUCUUUUGUUUAUUAUUUUAAGAUCGCAGAAGCAAUUAACACUCACGAUCGGGAAGUUGAUGGACCUCUCGUUACAACGUUUUGCGAGUGUAACGAAUACAAGGGUUUUAAUGAAAAAUAUUAAAGUUAUCGCUCGUAAGAGCACAAUCAAUUGCAUGGUGAAAUAUUUGCUCAUCUUGUACGGUAUAUGGCCAAAUACAUUGUGUGCCUUGUCCUGCAAAGUGUUCUGGAGCGUCUCAUUAGCAAUUAUCCAAGUUUAUCAUUGCCGAUAUCUUCUUGUACAUUUUUAUAGCAAUGAUGUGUUCGACUUGAUGGAUUGUUUUAGCACCUUUAUAGGAUUUAUAAAACUAUUCUUCAAGAUCAUCGUCUUUUGGUGGAAACAAGAAAUAUUCAAUCGAAUUUUGAAAAGUAUGACGGAGGAUUGGAAGGAUUGCGCGAACAAUGAUAUCGAAAUGAGAAAAGCAAUUAGCAACGCCAAUUUAUCGCAUUAUAUUGCCAACGCAAUCAUCGGUCUACACACAGUCGCUGUGCUCUUUUAUGGCAUUGGUAUAAUUCUAAACAAUGUCGAUCUUACUGAUACCACGAUCCAGAUACCCCACAUAUACAAAAUAGAAUUUCCGUUUAAUAUCCAGACACAAAGCACGUAUAAAUUCGUGUUAAUCACGGAACUGAUACAGCUCACCAUGAGCAGCUGGGGAAUGGGAGUAAUAAACGCUUUGCUCUUAGUAUUGGCGCUCGAUAAUCCUAAUGCGAUGGAGAAGAUAAUGAGAUCACUUUCGUAUUACAGCGUGACAAAUCUAGAAGCGUUUAUAUUCUGCUAUGCAGGAGAAUACCUGAUCAACAAGAGCAAAGCGAUCGGAAACGCCGCGUAUGAUACCUCCUGGUACAGCAUGGAACCCAAACAUUGUCGUAUUCUUUUAUUUAUUAUUUUAAGAUCGCAGAAGCAAUUAACACUAACGAUCGGGAAAAUGAUGAACCUCUCGUUGCAACAAUUUGCAAAUGCGCUCGAUAAUCCUAAUGCAAUGGAGAAGAUAAUGAGAUCACUUUUGUAUUUCAGCGUAACAAAUUUGGAAGCAUUUAUAUUCUGCUAUGCUGGAGAAUACCUGAUCAACAAGAGCAAAGCGAUCGGAAACGCUGCGUACGAUACCUCCUGGUACAACAUGGAACUCAAGCAGUGUCGUAUUAUUUUAUUUAUUAUUUUAAGAUCGCAGAAACAAUUAAUACUAACAACCGGGAAAAUGAUGAACCUCUCGUUGCAACAAUUUGUAAAUAUCAUGAGUUCUGCGGGCUCGUACAUCUCGGUAUUAUUGGCGAUGCAGUAA